This is a messenger RNA of Dentiscutata heterogama, 371 nucleotides long. Lineage: Eukaryota; Fungi; Glomeromycota; Glomeromycetes; Diversisporales; Gigasporaceae. The record is from the annotation of a GenBank genome assembly.
UGGUUUAUCGGCACGCUUGACGUUUCGAAUUUAUUGUUAGAAUAUCGGGAUAUGUCCAUCCAAAAAGCAUCUGAUAAUAAAAUUGAUGAGGUUGCCGAAAUACUUUCCUUGAAUCAUAUAUUUUUGUUUGAACAAAAUGUAUCAAGUGGAAUUUCUUUAAUGAUCGAACCAGAAUCAUUAAAAAGUAUUUUCAACAACAUUAAAGAAGAAUUUACACCCUAUCAAAUGUCUGAUGAUGAUAUUCUACGAUGUCAUAAAAUGGCAAAGACCGCAAGUGAAGAUUUUGAAAAAUGCAAGUCGUUAUUAAGAAAAUGGCAAAAAGAACUAGUUGAUGAUCAAGAAGAUCUAAUUCUAGAAAUAUUCGAGUCAAU